This is a messenger RNA of Exophiala aquamarina CBS 119918, 2502 nucleotides long. RefSeq lists its product as uncharacterized. Gene Ontology annotation, cellular component: AP-1 adaptor complex; membrane coat; Golgi apparatus. Gene Ontology annotation, molecular function: clathrin-cargo adaptor activity. The transcript has 5 exons. The record is from RefSeq and is a predicted model, not a curated record. Bases 1 to 2502 code for a protein of 833 amino acids. Gene Ontology annotation, biological process: receptor-mediated endocytosis; intracellular protein transport; Golgi to vacuole transport. Lineage: Eukaryota; Fungi; Ascomycota; Eurotiomycetes; Chaetothyriales; Herpotrichiellaceae.
AUGACUUCCCUUGUCUUCUGCACCACUGACAAGUCUCAAGUCAAACAAUUCAUUCGCAACGUUCGAGCCUCCAAGACUAUCGCCGAUGAACGCGCUGUUGUCCAGAAAGAGAGUGCUGCAAUCCGUGCCAGUUUUCGUGAAGAGAGCGGAGAUUCAAACAUAAGGCGGAACAACGUUGCAAAACUCCUCUAUCUUUUCACCCUAGGAGAACGGACUCAUUUCGGUCAGAUAGAAUGUCUCAAACUCCUGGCCUCACCGCGAUUCGCAGACAAGCGGCUGGGAUACUUGGGAACCAUGCUCCUGCUAGACGAGAACCAAGAAGUCCUCACUCUUGUCACGAAUUCGCUGAAGAAUGACCUUGGUCAUUCCAACCAAUAUGUUGCGGGCCUCGCCCUCUGCACUCUGGGCAACAUUGCAUCGAUAGAGAUGUCUCGAGAUCUCUUCCCAGAAGUCGAAAAUCUCAUUUCUACCGCCAACCCUUACAUACGUCGGAAGGCUGCCCUUUGCGCGAUGCGAAUAUGUCGGAAGGUUCCAGAUCUACAAGAACAUUUCCUCGAGAAGGCCAAACUGUUACUACAAGAUAGAAAUCAUGGAGUACUUCUCUGUGGGCUGACCCUGAUCACCAGCAUGUGCGAAGCGGACGAAGCCGAGGGCGGCGAAGAAGGAAUUGUCGAUAUGUUUAGACCUGUCGUUCCUCAUCUUGUCCGCACUUUGAAGAGCCUUACCAGUUCAGGGUAUACACCUGAACAUGAUGUUUCUGGAAUUACAGACCCUUUCCUCCAGGUCAAGAUCCUAAGGUUGUUCAGGGUCCUGGGCAGAGGAGAUCCUACGACUAGUGAACAGAUCAACGACAUAUUAGCACAGGUCGCUACCAAUACAGAAGCCACCAAGAAUGUCGGCAACUCGAUUCUGUAUGAGGCAGUUCUGACCAUUCUAGAUAUCGAAGCAGAUUCAGGACUACGUGUGCUUGGAGUGAACAUACUAGGUAAAUUCUUGGCCAACAAGGACAACAACAUCCGAUAUGUGGCACUCAACACACUCGUCAAAGUUGUGGCCAUUGAACCAAAUGCUGUACAAAGGCACCGAAACACAAUUCUUGAGUGUCUGAGAGAUCCCGAUAUUUCAAUCCGCCGGCGAGCACUCGACUUGAGCUUCACGCUCAUCCGAGAAGACAACGUGCGCGUUUUGAUUCGAGAACUCCUUGCCUUCCUGGAAGUUGCUGAUAAUGAGUUCAAGUCUGUGAUGACAACUCAAAUCGGGAUAGCAGCAGAUCGAUAUGCACCAAACAAGAGGUGGCAUAUUGACACCAUGUUGAGGGUUAUCAAGCUUGCGGGAAACUACGUCAAGGAGCAGAUUUUGUCGUCAUUCGUUCGUCUCAUUGCAACGUCACCUGAUCAGCAGACAUAUUCUGUCCAGAAAUUAUAUUCAGCCUUGAAGGCUGACAUCACUCAGGAGGCUCUUACACUAGCUGGGGUGUGGGUAAUUGGUGAGUUUGGUGACGCCUUGAUUCGUGGGGGUCAAUAUGAAGAGGAAGAGCUUGUGAAAGAAGUUAAAGAGAGCGAUAUCGUCGACUUAUACACCACGAUCCUCAACUCGACAUAUGCAAACCAGGUUGUUACCGAAUUCAUCAUAACUUCAGCCAUGAAACUGACCACGAGAAUGACCGAUCAAGCUCAGAUAGAGAAGAUCAGGCGCCUGAUGCAAUCUAGAUCCUCUGAUCUUAGCGUUGAGAUUCAGCAAAGGGCUGUCGAGUAUGGAAAUAUGUUUGGUUACGAUUCGAUACGAAGAGGAGUGUUGGAGAAAAUGCCUCCACCAGAGAUCAAAGAAGAGCAAAGAGUACUGGGUGAAGCAAGCACACCAGCCAAGAACAAGAAGAAGGCGUUGAAAGCCAAGUCGAAAACAUCGGUUGUCAAAAAUACAGAGUCGGACAUGCUUCUCGAUCUCAUGGGUGGCUCAGAUGUUCCAGCUGUGGACGCUAGUGCGACAUUGAAUGGCCAACAGCAAACGGCAGACCUUCUUGCAGACAUUCUAGGCGGUGGGAGUUCAAUUUCAAGUCCACCAGCUCAAACCAGGAGUCCAGUACCCACGUCCAACACCGAUUCUAUCAUGGAUUUGUUCGGCAAUGCAAGUGCGAAAGCAAACACUCCAGUUCCUACCGGUCCACAAGCUCACCCAGCAUACAACAAAAAUGGCUUGUCCGUCACGAUUCAAAUAUCAAGGAGCGGGGCCGGCGCUCAAGUAUUAGCUCGAUUCAAGAACAGUGGUGCAUUCGAGCAAUUCACUGGUGUUGGGUUGCAGGCCGCAGUCCCAAAAAGCCAGAAAUUGACCCUACAGGCCAUUAAUAAAAGUACUUUGGAUGGUGGCGACGAAGCAACUCAAGGAAUGCGUAUUGUCGCUGCAUCAGGAGCCCUUCCUGCGAAGCUGAGACUAAGACUGAAGGUCUCAUAUGCAAAGGACGGUGGAGCUAUGGUAACGGAUCAAGUAGAUUGGACCGAACCCUGA